Didymodactylos carnosus is the source of this 432-nucleotide messenger RNA. NCBI's taxonomy places the organism in Eukaryota, Metazoa, Rotifera, Eurotatoria, Philodinida, Philodinidae. The record is from the annotation of a GenBank genome assembly.
AUGAUUUAUCAUUUAUCCAUACAUCAUCCCAAGGAACAUGCGCUUUUUCGUCAACAGCAGCCAAACAGACAAAGAACAAAUGGAGCAGUUUUACCUUUAGAUCAUGCUCGAUCUAAAGAACUUUCUCAUUUACUAUGUGAAUUUGUUAUACGUGAUUUAGAGCCCCUAAGUUUUACAGAAUCGAGUGAAACAUUGAAGAAACUCAUGAGACAAUUGGAACCAUCGUAUUUAAUUCCUACACGAAACUAUUUUCGUGAUAAUAUAAUUAAAAAUCAAUAUGAAAAAGUGAAACUAGAAUUACAAGAGCAAAUGAAAGAGGCCGGAUUCAUUCAAUCACGACAGACAUGUGGACAUCAGACAAUAAAAUCAACUACAUUACGGUUACAACACAUUUCGUUGAUAAUCACUACAUAUUACAAAAUAAAGUUAUAG